Amaranthus tricolor (Joseph's coat) is the source of this 4849-nucleotide messenger RNA. Its product is annotated as regulator of nonsense transcripts 1 homolog. Gene Ontology annotation, biological process: nuclear-transcribed mRNA catabolic process, nonsense-mediated decay. Gene Ontology annotation, cellular component: cytoplasm. Bases 230 to 4111 code for a protein of 1293 amino acids. Lineage: Eukaryota; Viridiplantae; Streptophyta; Magnoliopsida; Caryophyllales; Amaranthaceae. Gene Ontology annotation, molecular function: DNA binding; hydrolase activity; ATP binding. The transcript is spliced from 29 exons. The record is from RefSeq and is a predicted model, not a curated record.
UGACAUGCCCACACUCAUGACUCACCUUAAUUUCAUCCUGCUCACUCACGCGCUCUCAUCUGCCUCCUUCUUUCAUGACAAUAUGACAUCAUCAUCAUAACAUAAUCUCAAUUUUCUUUCUCAAAUUUAUUCUUCCUCUCUCAUCAAACCCUAACCCUAAUUCUCUAUCCCUCGCAACUCAUGUUUCUGUAAUUUCGAAACCCUAAUUCGCCUUCAUUUUUCUCCAUCGAUGGAUUCUACGAGUAGUCUGUACGAAACAGCAUCGCAACCUGAUACUGGGAACGAUGACGCAUACACUUUUCUCGAAUUCAACACUCAAGGUGGAGUUGGUGAAGACGACGUUGAUGAUUUCUCGUAUCCUCAAUUUAACGAAUUUUCUCAACCAAUUCGAUCUUCACCGUCUGCUUCUUCGUCUUCUUCUGUUGUUUGGCCUACUCCAUCCGAUUCCAUUGCUGUUGGGGGUCCCACUGAUGUCAAGGAUUCUUCUCCACAAAAACAACUUAACGAAGGUUCUUCUUCUUCGACGAUGAACACUGGUAUUCGCGGUGGUGGUGGCGGACCCCACGGGGUGGCAUCGGCUGUUGAUGCUUUGGCGGCUGGAAUGAGUGGGUUGAAUUUUGAGGAGACGGCCGGUGAUGAAGAUGGUUUUGUUGAUCAGUUCGGGAAUGGUGUUGGGGAUUUCACUGAGCAUGCUUGCAAGUAUUGUGGUGUUCAGAAUCCUGCUUGUGUUGUUAGGUGUAAUGUUCCGUCGUGUCGGAAGUGGUUUUGUAAUUCGAGAGGCAAUACUUCCGGCUCGCAUAUUGUCAAUCAUCUUGUUCGAGCAAAGCACAAAGAAGUUUGUUUGCAUAAAGAUAGUCCGUUGGGAGAAACAAUUCUUGAGUGUUACAACUGCGGUUGCCGUAAUGUUUUCCUACUUGGCUUUAUUUCUGCAAAGUCAGAGAGUGUAGUUGUUCUUCUUUGUAGGGAGCCUUGUUUGAGUGUCAAUGCUUUGAAAGAUAUGAACUGGGAUCUGAGUCAAUGGUGUCCUCUUAUUGAUGAUCGUUGUUUCCUCCCCUGGCUUGUCAAGGUUCCAUCCGAACAAGAGCAAUUGAGGGCCAGGCAGAUUAGUGCUCAACAAAUAAAUAAGGUAGAAGAACUAUGGAAAACAAAUCCUGAUGCAUCUUUGGAGGAUCUUGAGAAGCCUGGUGUAGAUGAUGAGCCUCAAUCAGUUGUUCUGAAAUAUGAUGAUGCUUACCAGUAUCAAAAUGUAUUUGCUCCACUCAUUAAGCUUGAAGCUGAUUACGAUAAAAUGAUGAAAGAAUCACAAAGUAAGGAUAAUCUCACAGUGCGGUGGGAUAUUGGACUAAAUAAGAAGCGCAUUGCAUAUUUUGUUUUCCCAAAGGAGGAUAAUGAGCUGCGUCUUGUACCUGGUGAUGAGUUGCGGCUACGUUAUUCAGGAGAUGCUGCUCAUCCUGCAUGGCAAUCAGUUGGUCAUGUGAUCAAGUUGACUGCACAGGAGGAGGUUGCCCUUGAGUUACGUGCAAGUCAGGGAGUUCCUGUUGACAUAAAUCAUGGAUUUAGCGUUGAUUUUGUCUGGAAGAGUACAAGCUUUGAUCGAAUGCAAAAUGCUAUGAAAACAUUUGCAGUGGAUGAGACUAGUGUUAGUGGGUAUAUAUAUCACCACUUGCUUGGCCAUGAAGUUGAGGUGCAGGUUGUUCGUAAUACUUUGCCUCGUCGAUUUGGUGCUCCAGGCCUUCCAGAACUAAAUGCAUCACAGGUUUUUGCUGUUAAGAGUGUCCUUCAAAAGCCUGUAAGUUUGAUUCAAGGACCCCCUGGCACAGGAAAGACUGUAACUUCUGCUGCUAUCGUUUAUCACAUGGCCAAACAAGGUCAAGGACAGGUGUUAGUCUGUGCACCGAGUAAUGUGGCUGUGGAUCAAUUGGCUGAAAAGAUAAGUGCUACUGGUCUCAAGGUUGUUAGGCUCUGUGCAAAGUCGAGAGAGGCUGUUAGUUCUCCUGUUGAGCAUCUGACACUUCAUUAUCAGGUUCGACACCUUGACACAUCUGAGAAAAGCGAGCUUCAUAAAUUACAGCAACUAAAGGAUGAACAAGGUGAAUUGUCGAGCAGUGAUGAGAAGAAGUACAAAGCACUGAAACGAGCAACAGAGAGGGAGAUAGCUCAGAGUGCCGAUGUCAUAUGUUGCACUUGUGUUGGAGCUGGUGAUCCCCGCCUUGCGAAUUUUAGAUUUCGUCAGGUGCUUAUUGAUGAAUCUACUCAAGCGACAGAACCAGAGUGUCUGAUACCACUGGUACUUGGAGCAAAGCAGGUUGUUCUUGUGGGUGACCACUGUCAACUUGGUCCUGUGAUUAUGUGUAAGAAAGCUGCUCGAGCUGGGCUGGCUCAGUCUCUUUUUGAACGCCUUGUGAUGCUUGCUGUGAAACCAAUCAGGCUGCAGGUUCAAUAUCGUAUGCAUCCAGCGCUCUCAGAGUUUCCUUCCAAUAGCUUCUAUGAGGGUACACUCCAGAAUGGUGUUACAAUGAAUGAAAGACAGUCAUCAGGAAUUGAUUUUCCAUGGCCAGUACCUAACCGCCCAAUGUUCUUCUAUGUCCAAAUGGGGCAAGAAGAGAUUAGUGCCAGUGGAACAUCCUACCUCAACCGCACAGAGGCUGCAAAUGUUGAAAAAAUUGUGACUUCUUUCUUGAGGAGUGGUGUUGUUCCUAGUCAGAUUGGGGUUAUUACACCUUAUGAAGGACAGAGGGCUUACAUAGUGAACUAUAUGUCAAGGAAUGGUGCUCUCAGGCAGCAACUUUACAAGGAAAUUGAGGUGGCUAGUGUUGAUUCAUUUCAGGGAAGAGAAAAGGACUACAUUAUUUUAUCUUGUGUUAGGAGUAAUGAACACCAGGGCAUUGGUUUUCUCAACGAUCCUCGUAGGCUUAAUGUUGCACUGACACGUGCCCGUUACGGUAUUGUCAUCUUGGGUAAUCCAAAAGUUCUGAGCAAACAGCCACUUUGGAAUAGCUUAUUGACUCAUUAUAAGGAGCAUGAGUGCUUAGUGGAAGGGCCUCUGAGUAACUUGAAGCAAAGUAUGGUUCAAUUUCAGAAACCCAAAAAGAUUUACAAUGAUCGUAGACUUUUCUAUGGUGCAGCAGCCGGUAUUGUGCCUAAUGAUAAUUUUGCUCCAGUUUUGACUACUGGUCCAAAUGCUGAUAGGCGAGGUAGUCGGGCUAGAGGUUACAUGCCACCUGGAGUGCCUAACGGUACUCACAAACCAGCAUCGCAUCCUGCUGGUUUCCCAAUGACUCGAGUUCCUCUUGCUCCUUAUCAUGGUGCACCCUUAUCUCAGCCAUAUGCCAUCCCAUCUCGAGGUGCGGUACAUGGUCCUGUUGGAGCGGUUCCUCAAGUACCUCAGCCUGGCAGCCGCGGAUUUGGUGCUGGCCGUGGCAGUGCUGCUCCUAUUGGCAGUCAUCUACCACACCAGCAAGGUUCACAGCAAUCUGUUGGAAGUCUUGGGCCUAGUUUCAACUUUCCAUUGGAAAGUUCCAAUGGCCAACCAUCUGUGGGCGGUCCAUUAUCACAACCUGGUUAUGUUUCCAAUCAGUUGCCUGUUCAAGGGCCUAGCCAAUCUUUCCGUGAUGGUUUUUCAAUGGGAGGCAUGUCACAGGACUUCUUGGGUGAUGAUUUUAAGAGUCAAGGAUCACAUGUUCCAUACAAUAUUGCUGAAUUUUCAACACAGGCUUCACAAAGCGGAUAUUCUAUUGAUUAUGCUACACAAGGAGUACAGUCUGCUUUCCCAGGAAGCUUCCUGAACCAGAACUCUCAAGCUGGAUAUUCUCGUUUUGGUAGCGGGAGUGAUUUUAUGUCUCAGGACUAUAUGGCCCAUGGCUCCCAAGGUCUUUUCACCCAAGUUGGUAUUAAUGAUCCAUCUCAAGAUGAUGAUUCACUGGCCCAUUUUGGUGCGGGAAAUGCAAAUCCCCUUCGAUCACAGGGCUUGAUGAAUCCUCUGUAUUCCCAACCAUCCACUCACUACAACUCUCAAUCUCAGCCGUUAAAUUUGCAGAAUCUUCAGCCUCAGCAACAGCCUGUUCAGCAAGGCCUUAGCUCACAGAACUCAAAAGCUCAUUUCAGUGGUUGAGGGUGUCAGAAUGGUUUGGCCAAAGAUGGGAUAGCCUUGAAAAUCAGCGACUUGGUUUGUCCACCUCCAGUGCCACCACAAUAUAAUUAACCCAGGAACAACAGUUUCUGCCUGGGUGAGGUUAGUUGUGAUUAUUGCCACUGCCUCAAUACUAAGUGUUAUUGAAGGAUUGCCGGAAGUCUGAAGGAAUUUCGGCUUUUUGGCUAUGGUAAAACACUAAUAUGGCACAGGUAGCACAAAAUAAGCCUGAAAACAGAAGGAUGAUCCCUGAUUAUCGGUCCGAAGGUAUUCUCCUGAGAAAAAUCCAGGAAAAUCAUUUUUGUGGAGAGAUCAGUACAUGACUAUGGUCUGGUUGGAGAGGGUUCCGUGGUGAAUUUAAGCAUGUAGAGGACGCACAGGGUAAACCCCAUCGUAAUCAAUACAGAUACAGCAACUAAGUACAGGAUUUUGUACAGCAGUGCAGGGAAAGAAUACCAUUUUACCAGGCCCUUCCAGCUUUUCCUGACAUGUAAUUAUACUCUACAAUCAAUACAGUUAUAUAAUGAGUAUAGAUGACGGCGAUUGUUUUGGUGUGUUUUGGGUGCAUUAUCACCUCGUCGAAUACUGUAGUUUAGCUGAGAUAUUUGCUUUUGGCUAUUAAUUCAGUUUGCUAUAACAUAUUGUCUACAGAAUUUGCCACAAAAAAUGUUAAAAUUGUCUAGUUUUAUAUUUUAUUGAAUUUAUUGAAAUUAUUACAUA